Molecule: messenger RNA, 231 nt
Organism: Sphaerulina musiva SO2202
Lineage: Eukaryota; Fungi; Ascomycota; Dothideomycetes; Mycosphaerellales; Mycosphaerellaceae
Exons: 3
Coding region: 1-231 (76 amino acids)
Source: RefSeq, a predicted model, not a curated record
AUGGUCAACUUCAUCACCAUCGCUACUGCCCUUCUCGGCGUCGCCAGCAUCGCUGAUGCCUGCAAGCAGAAUGACUGCUGCUACGCUGCCAACGGCGGUUGCCCAUCCGAUGUUUACAACGACUGUUGGUCCAAGUGCUGCGGCACUACCAAGGUUUGGGAGAUGAGGAAGCAGAGGAACAACUCCUGGAAGAACGUCAAUGUCUACCCUGGUGUUCCUUGCGCCGAGUAG